This is a messenger RNA of Ananas comosus (pineapple), 819 nucleotides long. Its product is annotated as histone H3.2. Lineage: Eukaryota; Viridiplantae; Streptophyta; Magnoliopsida; Poales; Bromeliaceae. The coding region runs from base 90 to 500 and encodes 136 amino acids. The record is from RefSeq and is a predicted model, not a curated record. Gene Ontology annotation, molecular function: DNA binding; structural constituent of chromatin; protein heterodimerization activity. Gene Ontology annotation, cellular component: nucleosome. The transcript has a single exon.
CCCCCAAUUCCCACCCACACCACUUUCCCCUCCAAAACCCUAACCCUAACCCUAAUCGCAUCAUCGUCUACUUCUCCUGACCUGCUCUAAUGGCGAGAACGAAGCAAACGGCGAGGAAGUCGACGGGGGGGAAGGCGCCGCGGAAGCAGCUGGCGACGAAGGCGGCGCGGAAGUCGGCGCCGGCGACGGGCGGGGUGAAGAAGCCGCACCGGUUCCGGCCGGGGACGGUGGCGCUCCGCGAGAUCCGCAAGUACCAGAAGAGCACGGAGCUCCUCAUCCGCAAGCUCCCGUUCCAGCGCCUCGUCCGCGAGAUCGCGCAGGACUUCAAGACCGAUCUCCGCUUCCAGAGCUCGGCCGUCGCCGCGCUCCAGGAGGCCGCGGAGGCCUACCUCGUCGGCCUCUUCGAGGACACCAACCUCUGCGCCAUCCACGCCAAGCGCGUCACCAUCAUGCCCAAGGACAUCCAGCUCGCCCGCAGGAUCCGCGGCGAGCGAGCUUGAGAUCGUCGUCGGUAAUGGCGGUAGGUGGCUUCGAUUCUAGGGUUAGGGUUUUGUUUUCUUUCGUUUCGUGGUGUUAAUGUAGGAGGGAAAUGGUUUCGGGUGUUUGGAGUUGUUUUCUUAAUGGAAAAACGGUGGAAUUAUUAUUGGAUUAAAAUGGAUUCUCUCUUAUUACUCUCUUAGUCGAGAUUUCAUGUGUGUUUUUUGCACGAAUGUCCCUGGAAAAAUACAGAAUGGGUGUUUUUGCAAACUUUGUGCUUGCAUUUAUUUGAUUAUGUAUGCAAAUGCAAGUUUUAUACUAGUCUCUGCACAAUUUCAUUUA